CUUAAUUUUUUUCUUAGAUAAAAGAGAAAACUAGUACCAUACCAAUGGCGUGUGUAAAUUAUUGGCUACACUCACCAGCCAUUUCUCACCCUAGCCCCCGCCGGGAUACUCUGCCCACGCACUUCCGGCCAUUCGAUCCGUCCAUUUUCUCCAAUAAUUACACAUACAAACCUCUCGCCAUAUCUGCUGUUCAAGCACAACCAAAACGAAGACUUUUACAGAAAAACAACGAAAUUAUGGAGGAACCAGCUUCACCGGCCGAUGUGCAAUUUGAAGCUCCCCUUAAAAUUGUGUUAUAUCCGGACCCAAUACUGAGAGCAAAGAACAAACGUGUUGAUACCUUUGAUGACAACUUGAAGAAGUUGGUAGACGAAAUGUUUGACGUUAUGUACAAAACUGAUGGCAUUGGGCUCUCAGCACCCCAAGUUGGGAUUAAUAUUCAACUUAUGGUGUUUAAUCCUGUUGGUGAACGAGGCGAAGGAGAGGAAAUUGUUCUUGUAAAUCCACGAGUCACCAGAUAUUCUAAAAAGUUGGCUCCAUUUACAGAAGGCUGCUUAUCCUUUCCAGGGAUCAAUGCUGAUGUGGUGAGACCAGAAUCUGUCAAGGUUGAUGCACAAGAUAUUACUGGUGCCAAGUUUUCAAUUAGCAUGUCGCACCUUCCUGCCCGGGUUUUUCAACAUGAAUUUGAUCAUUUGGAGGGAAUUCUCUUCUUUGAUAGAAUGACUCCAGCAGUUGUCGAUAGUAUCCGCGCAGAACUACAGGCAUUGGAACAGAAAUACGAGGAUAAGACCGGACUAAAGAGGCCUGAAAGUAUUGAAUCCCGCAAAAGAUGGAAGGCAGCUGCUGGAUUUGGACGAUCUUGAUUAGAGUAUGGACAUUAUCGUAAUUAUAUGACAUUUAAACCAUUUCCUAUGUAUACUUAUCAUUCCUGUAGGUGGUUAUAUAUAGAAUUGCAGAAGUGUGUUAUGAUUUCACAUUUAUGUGAAACUUACAUAUGUAUUUUACAGCCCAGCCAUAAGAGAGUGAUUAGCAUUUCUAGCCUGCA
Molecule: messenger RNA, 1045 nt
Organism: Erigeron canadensis
Lineage: Eukaryota; Viridiplantae; Streptophyta; Magnoliopsida; Asterales; Asteraceae
Product: peptide deformylase 1B, chloroplastic/mitochondrial
Exons: 6
Coding region: 45-863 (272 amino acids)
Biological process (GO): peptidyl-methionine modification
Cellular component (GO): chloroplast; mitochondrion
Molecular function (GO): peptide deformylase activity
Source: RefSeq, a predicted model, not a curated record